UUAUUAUGAUUAUGAUUGUAUUAUGUAUUUCUGUUCAGUCAGAUAGGGAUGGAUGCGCAUGCAGACUCGGUGCAGUGUAUGAUGAAAUACCCCACAUGUCUGGGCACUGGUAUUUUAGGCAGAGAAUAAAAUGCUGGGUUAUUCUCUAUUUCGGAGUUACACAGAGGUUUGGUUAAAAAAAAACAAACAAAUAAAUCUAUGCUAUGAUGUAGGAAAUGUGUAUUAGUGGAGGUGAAUUUAGAUGAAAAGAGAGCUUAUAAUAAUAUAAUCGCAUAUAAGCCGUGAUGGAGACCAGGCUGGUGUGCCAUGCCUCAUCAUACCGCUGGAUGGUUCAACUUGAAAAAUGUGGAAGUGAUAUUUCUGACCUGAUAUCCGACUUUUAAAAAAUAAUAAGAAGCAUUUCCAUUGUAUAGUAAAUAUUACAAUUAAAAAAAUGCAUCAUUUCCUUUAUGUAGCCGCCGUGAGAGCAUUGACCAAUCACUGACCGUGUUUGGGUUCUUAUGCAAAUGACCUCGUGCAUUGCCGGGGAGGCUCAAUUAUUAAAGCGCGGCUGAAUACGCUCAUUUUCCGAGCAAACCUAAUACUGUGAAGAGCCUGAAUGUCGAAUACACACCACCUGGAUUGACAGUAAAAUAAAAUAGUACAUUAUGCUAUGUUCUCCAGACAAGCAUAUUCGUCGCGUGGAAGUGAAACGACCUGGUGUAUUUGAAUAUUGUGGAACGCCUUUUGACUAUUUAGAUUUCCAUAUUGUCCAGCUGCACGAGACUAUUACUAGCCUAUGCUUUAUAAUCCUGCUAUACUAUUCAGCAGUAGUAUCAGUAGGCUAAAACACUGAUGGGAUGCUAUUUUCAUUAUUUUCAUUAAAUGUACACACUCUAAGAAAAAAUACAACUGUUCUUGUCCUUGUCGCUGGAGUGAUACCAUCAAGGUUACCUCUUUUGUACCUUUGUUGUACCUUGUGUGUGUAUUUAUUACCUGAGGAGGUGGAUGUUGUGUGUGCUUUUAAUUAGCAUUUAAAGCAGGGGUGUCAAGCCUAACCCAGCCCUAUAAAGCUUAUUACCCAGCCCAGAAAAUGAAUUUAUAAUCCGUGUUUUAAAAUAAAAUCGUUUUUUGGACAGAAAAUGAGCUGAAAGAUUUGGGGAAAAGCUAGUCUUUGUUAUUCUACCAGGAGGCAAUAUAUUCCACUGACAAAACUAGCUAAUGAUAUGUACUUCUUCGUUAGCAAGCUAAAAAGUUGACAUACAACCCCAGUUAAGUUUAUUUCAGUUCACUAACACUACAAAAUUCACAUAAAAGUUGGGCAGGGGGUGUGAAGACUUAAUCAAACACUGUAUGGUAAAACCAUAACUUGGAAAAUUAGUUUUCUUGGUACUGAAUUGUGGUCUGUUCAUGUGUUUUGUAGGUGAUGGCUAUUCACCAGCCACUUUAAAAUGAACACUUGUACACCUGUGCUCAUUUAUGCAAUUAUCUAAUCAGCCAAUCAUGUGGCAGCAAAGCUAUGCAGAAAAAGAUACAGAUACAGGUCAAGCACUUCAGUUCAUUUUGAAGAUUGGAAAAACAUCACCAGGUCUGUUUCCAAUCUUCAAGUGUCCAGUUUUGGUGAGCCUGUGCCCAGUGUAGCCUCAGAUUCCUGUUCUUGGCUGACAAGAACCCGGUGGAGCCUGAUGUAGAGCCUUCCAUUUCAGAGUAAAGUUUUAAAGGUAAAAGAUAUAUACUAAAUCUGUACAAAAGAUGUAUCCUUAAUGGUAACACCUAAGUGACAAGGAAAGCCUGCCACGUAACAAUGAGGCCAUAAAUAUCACCUCGCUCCGUGACAUCUCAUUAAUAUUCCAUUUGAAGCGCGUGACUUUAAAGAAGAGAUUUAAGGUUGUUCAGGCAUACUCCCUGCCCUUCAUCCCAAACCAAAAAAGACAUUUCUCCCCUUAGGAACGAUUGACUUAUCAAAUGCCCAAAAACAGCAGAUCCGUCAAGAGAGAGCUUGACGAUGAUGUCACUGAGUCUGCCAAAGAUCUGCUUUCCAACGAGGAUGCAUGUGACGAGCCGUUUCAGAAGAGCACAGUGAGCGUGCGAAACGCAGCCGGCUGUGAGGAGCGGCACGUGGAGGAAGGCUCUGAUGAUCCCGAAGAGGAGGAAGAUGAAGGCGAGGAGAGGCCCGCAUGGAGCAGCAAACUCCAGUACAUCCUCGCACAAGUGGGUUUCUCAGUGGGCCUUGGCAACGUCUGGAGAUUCCCAUACAUGUGCCAGAAAAACGGAGGUGGAGCCUACCUGGUGCCCUACCUCAUCCUGCUUAUGGUGAUUGGGGUCCCACUGUUCUUCCUGGAGCUGGCUGUGGGCCAGCGCAUCCGCCGUGGCAGCAUCGGCGUCUGGAACUACAUCAGCCCUCGACUGGGUGGCAUCGGCUUUGCCAGCUGUGUGGUGUGCUUCUUUGUGGCCCUUUAUUACAAUGUCAUCAUCGGGUGGAGCCUGUUCUACUUCUCUCAGUCAUUUCAGGAGCCUCUGCCCUGGCACGAGUGUCCUCUAGUCAAAAACAAGACCACCACAUAUGUGUUGCCUGAGUGCGAGAAGAGCUCGGCUACUACCUAUUACUGGUACCGUGAGGCUCUGGAUAUUUCUGACUCCAUCUCAGAGAGCGGAGGACUCAACUGGAAGAUGACGUUGUGCCUGCUGUCUGCGUGGUCCAUGGUGUGUCUGGCCAUGAUCAAAGGCAUUCAGUCCUCAGGGAAGGUGAUGUACUUCAGCUCCCUCUUCCCCUAUGUGGUGCUAAUCUGUUUCCUGGUGAGAUCCCUCCUACUGAAAGGUUCUGUGGACGGCAUCAUCCACAUGUUCACCCCCAAGUUGGAGAUCAUGCUGGAGGCUCAAGUGUGGCGUGAAGCUGCUACACAAGUGUUCUUCGCUCUCGGCCUGGGUUUCGGUGGCGUCAUUGCCUUCUCCAGUUACAACAAGCGCAACAACAACUGCCACUUUGAUGCCGUUCUCGUCUCCUUCAUCAACUUCUUCACGUCUGUGCUGGCCACGCUGGUGGUGUUCGCCGUCCUCGGCUUUAAAGCCAACAUCAUGAAUGCCAAGUGUGUCGAACUAAACACAAAAAAGAUUGUUGGAUACCUUGGCAACGAGGUAAGUGCUAACUUAAUUCCGCAUCACAUCAACUUAAGUCGUGUGAGCACAGAAGACUACCAGCAGAUGACCAGCAUCAUCCGUGGAGUGAUGGAGGACGAUUACCCUCGCCUGGGCCUUGACAGCUGUGAUAUAAAAGAGGAACUCAACAAGGCAGUACAGGGCACAGGCCUCGCCUUCAUCGCCUUCACUGAGGCCAUGACACACUUCCCUGCCUCUCCUUUCUGGUCAGUCAUGUUCUUCCUAAUGUUGGUGAACCUGGGGCUGGGCAGCAUGUUUGGCACAAUCGAGGGUAUCAUCACACCCCUCGUGGACACUUUUAAAGUGCGCAAGGAAUACCUGACAGUUGGCUGCUGCUUGCUGGCGUUCAGUAUUGGUCUAAUCUUCGUCCAGCGAUCAGGCAACUACUUUGUGGCCAUGUUUGAUGACUACUCUGCUACGCUGCCCCUCCUCAUCGUAGUCGUUCUGGAAAACAUGGCUGUAGCCUGGGUCUACGGCACAGAAAAGUUUUUCGAGGAUCUGAAGGACAUGUUGGGUUUCACUCCGUUCCGAUAUUAUUACUACAUGUGGAAGUAUGUUACUCCUCUGCUGCUGCUUGCACUGCUGACUGCUAGCGCCAUUCAGCUGGGCAUGAGUCCUCCCAGCUACAGAGCUUGGAACCAGGAGCUGGCUCAGGACCAAUCACUCAGUUAUCCUCCAUGGGGCCUGGCUGUCUGCAUCACGCUAGUGAUUGCUGCUAUUUUGCCUGUCCCUGUUGUGUUGAUGUUGCGAUAUUUCAACUUGAUUGACGAGAAUGCCGGCGGCGUGUCCUCCAUCUCCUAUAAGAAGGGCCGAAUCAUUAAAGAGAGUGUUCACAGAACGAGGCAAGAGGAAGAGGGAGAUGACACCAGUCUCCUCCAGGGAAAAACACCAAGUGAGGCUCCUUCUCCCAUGCCGCCUAAUAGUAUGUACCGCAAGCAGAGUAGCUCCACGGCUCAGGCAGAUCCCACCUCCAAUGGCCACUUCAGCAUCGGCUAUCUCAUGGCCGACAUGCCAGAUAUGCCCGAGUCCGACUUAUAAAGGCAAGUCAUGUUAUGUUUCCCUCAGAGCUCAAGUUCAGGGCGUACAUGUGAACAUAAAUCAGUUCAUUUGCCAUUCCACAGCAUCUGUGCAUCAAGUUAACAUUCCAUCUCACCUGUAUAACCACAUAGAUCUUCAGUCCCACUCUUCAGUUUAACUCCCCUCCCCACCUCAUUAUGUAGUCAUGAAAAACAGUAUUGUAGACACACCUGUAGCCCUAAACAUUGCCCAGGUUUUGCGCACUCCAUUUCUUUUCCUGUCUCCUCUCUGAUCACAGGAGAUGUUUUACCUCUGGGUUUCAUUCUGUAAAUACUGAUCAUGUCUCAGAGUAAGGACAGUCACUGUCCAUCACUAACAAGAUUAGAAACAGCUAGUAGCUUCAGAAGCAUUUAGAAUGUACUGUAAGCAUCAAAUGUGAAAUAAAACAUGCAAUAUUACAUUUAUUUGAUCAAAUUAUGGCUAUAAUGUGCACCGUAUGAAUGACAUGUACAACCUAAAAUGAUUGUUCAAAUAAUGUGUGCCUAAUAAUUUGUUUAUACAAUGCGGCUGUUGUAAAUUUAAGGUAUUCUGUAAAUAUAUAUUAUAUUUAUCUGAUGAUAGUUUGGAUAUCAAAAUGUUUUUGGUAAAAAAAAAAUGCUCAAAGCCCCAAACGCUAUCUCUUUAUGUUCAUGUAAUAGCACUCUAUGGCUAUUUGACAGUCUAUUAACUGUAAAUAUAAAAUUCCUUGAAAAUGCUUUGACCUCUUUUUUUCAGCAUUACAAUUAAAAAUAACAAGAAAAACA
Messenger RNA from Pangasianodon hypophthalmus (striped catfish), 4955 nucleotides. RefSeq names its product solute carrier family 6 member 15 (gene slc6a15). The record is from RefSeq and is a predicted model, not a curated record. Lineage: Eukaryota; Metazoa; Chordata; Actinopteri; Siluriformes; Pangasiidae. Bases 1945 to 4173 code for a protein of 742 amino acids. The transcript has 13 exons. Gene Ontology annotation, biological process: L-leucine transport; sodium ion transmembrane transport. Gene Ontology annotation, cellular component: plasma membrane. Gene Ontology annotation, molecular function: proline:sodium symporter activity.